AUGGACACAGACAGAACUACGAAGGUUUGAACAAUUUGAUGUAAAUAUGCUUUCUUCAAACGACAAAUUGUUAAUUUUGCGCUCCUGAGUGUCAGUAGGCGACUGAAUGUAAACAAUUGCUUAUUGAAUAGCCCUAAAACUCAAUGACUGUAUAUGUAGGAGUCAAGACCGCUUAUACAAAUUAAUAACAGGACUGUCUGAAAUAGCUAGCUGUCAGUCAUGUGUCUUCAUAAAUCGUGCCUGGUAGGCCUACUUUAGCUAUCAUCAAUAAUUGAUAUUGAACGCAGCAUUGGUGGGAAACUAAAGUAGCUUGCUAUAUCAAAGCUUAAUUUACAUUUAGAGAUCUAGCAAUACAGACUGUACUGUACUUUGAGGAUCUUGUUCACUGCGUACUGUAUCUUAUUUACCUGUUCUGUACAGCUGGAGUUUGCAGUGACAGUUGUGCAGAGAAAGUCCAAGCUGCACUGGAGGGAAAACCAGGCAGGUACAUUUUUACCUGUCCAUUCCACUACUCAAAUAAGUUAUUGUAGUAGGCUACUAACUACACUUCUGCUACAGUGUGCACAACUCAAUGUUAACUAGGGGUAUUGCCCCUAGGCUUCAUACCAAUCGUAAUACAGUAGAACAAAUUAUGAAUGUUGUUAUUAUUUACUUAGCUAUUACUGUUACAUCAUAGUGCAGUACUGUACAUUGCAAUUUAGUUGGCAAUACAGGGGCUGCUCUUGCUUUUGGUCAAAUACUUAACACUGGAACAAAACCACAGGGCCCCUCCAUGCAUUCCAAGCCAUCUAAAGCAUAGCCGGUCACAGGGCAGCAGUAAUCUCUAUUUUCUUCCCCCUUUAUUCCUCAUCUCUGUGUUUUCCCCUGCUCAUUGCUUUUCGCUGUCUCUGUUUUGUGUUCCUCACCCCUUCUUUCUCUCUCCUUUUUAGGAGUGUGGUCGGUGAGGAUAGACGUGGGGAAGGAAGAGGUUCUGGUGGAAGCAGCUCUGACAUCCCAUGAGGUGCAGGAUCUCAUAGAGAGCACUGGAUGCAGGGCAGGGUAAGGCUGCGGCCAUACUUUCGGACGCAUGAACACGGAUGAAAUUGUAUAUGACUUGCAUUCGUUGCCCGUCAAAAAAGUACAACACUUUUUGUUGCAUACUUCAAAAAACAGACAAUUUAUGUGUUUUCUGUCAGACAGUCAUCUCUGUUGUCAGUCACCCCUCAAUGGAUGACUCCCAUUAAAAAAAAGCAUUGCCUCUAUCCGAAAUACUCCAACACAAAAUCCCAAUGUGUCCACUGCCUAUGGAGGGAGCCAGCAUCCUGAGGGUGUAUGAACUACUUGGUGACUUCAGAAUGCCUGAAUACAUUGACAGACUAAUGUCCAAUAUUUAAGUUAUUAGUAGGCCUACAUCACAGGUGUAUGGGGCAGCAUAUGUGCUCUGUAUUUGUGUAUUCUACUAUAUGUGUGUGUAGUCUUUAUGUGUGUGUGUGUGUGUCUGUGUGUAUCAGACCUGGGUGCAGAGGUAGCCAUGAUGGGUGGUAGCGGUUCAUGGGGUGGUGCGGUUCCUGCAGCUGUCUGAGGAGCGCUGUCUGAUCGACGGGAUCAUUGAUGGUCUGGAACCUGGUGCCCAUGGCCUCCACGUCCACACGCUAGGAGACCUCACACAGGACUGCCAAAGGUAACCUGUGUGUGUGUGUGUGAAGCACACAUAAAUGUUAUAUUAGCACCAAAAUGCCAGUUAUAUGCAUUAUUUGAGGAUUUUUUAAUAUUAUAUUUUUCAUAGUAUAUUAUACUGUAUGCAUUGUUUUGGCCCCAAUUUUUUUUACAGCCUUCAGAGUUUCCUCAAAGUCAAUUAAAGGAACCCUUGAAUAGAUCUGUCACUUUAUGAUUGCAUCAAGGCAGCUCAUGAUGAGGUCACAGUUGCACCUGCUUGCCCCAGAGGAUCAUGGGAGCGGAUGACUCAUGUUUCUCUCUCCGUGUAUGUUUGUACAGCUGUGGAGAACACUAUAACCCCUAUGGGAGACAACAUGGCGCCCCACAGGACCCAGACAGUACAGUUUCCUUGCCUUCACUCAGAGUAGGGCUACACUGUAUAGUCCUGCUUCAGUACCUUGUGAAACUGGGGUACUUUCUGAGAUGUUCUGCUCUCAGGAAGUAACUUUUUACUGUCUCAAAGAUAUGAUUGGAUUGGUAUUGACUGAUAUUGAUUAGACAGAUAUUGGUUUACUUUUUUUGUUGCCUUUCACCUUUUCUAACUGGUCAAAUGCUAUUCAUGGUUGUGAUAUCCAUGUAAAUGUGUUUCUUCCAGCAUGUAGGUGAUCUGGGGAAUAUUGAGCUCAUGGUAGAGGAGAGAUGAGGAUAGCAUUUGGGUGGACUGACUGUAAGUCAGAGUUGAAGGAGUUAAUUAAUUGUAUUUGACCAUUUUAAAAUACAAUUAUAUAGGUUAUUGGAAUGUCUCUUAGUGAUAGUAUUCUGUGUAUAUUCCUGUGUGACUCGUGUCAUGUUACCUUCAUUGUCUGGACUUUGCAGGUGCUGGCCCUGUCUAUGUAUGUGUAUCUAUUGCUCUGUGCUCAUUGGGUACAGACUGGCCUGUGGGAUCAUCGCUCGCUCCGCUGGCCUGUUCCAGAACGCCAAGCAGAUCUGUGAGUGUGACGGG
This is a messenger RNA of Coregonus sp. 'balchen', 2638 nucleotides long. Lineage: Eukaryota; Metazoa; Chordata; Actinopteri; Salmoniformes; Salmonidae. The record is from the annotation of a GenBank genome assembly.